Messenger RNA from Aspergillus tanneri, 1776 nucleotides. It is a transcript of the gene nop58, whose product is annotated as RNA-processing protein NOP58. Gene Ontology annotation, cellular component: box C/D methylation guide snoRNP complex; small-subunit processome. The transcript is spliced from 3 exons. Bases 1 to 1776 code for a protein of 591 amino acids. Gene Ontology annotation, molecular function: snoRNA binding. The record is from RefSeq and is a predicted model, not a curated record. NCBI's taxonomy places the organism in Eukaryota, Fungi, Ascomycota, Eurotiomycetes, Eurotiales, Aspergillaceae.
AUGACCCUAUUUAUCCUCACCGAAACCAGCGCGGGCUAUGCCCUGCUGAAGGCCAAGGACAAGAAACUGCUGAAGAGAGAUGAUUUGACUACGGAGGCGUCCACGGCAGAGGGUGUUUCGAACUUGUUGAAAUUGAAGAGUUUCCAGAAAUUUGACAGUGCUACUACUGCCCUGGAGGAAGUUGCUUCUCUCGUUGAGGGAAAAGUAACGCCUCGUCUCGCUAGUCUUCUAGAUGAAAUUAAGGACGAGAAGAAGGUCUCACUGGCAGUGGCUGAUCCCAAACUUGGAAAUGCCAUUGGCAAGCUUCCCGGCAUGUCAAUCCAACUGGUGGCCGACUCCUCCACCGCCGAUAUCUAUCGUGCUAUCCGUGAACACCUACCUACGUUAAUCCCCGGUCUCCUCCCCCAGGAUAUGUCUACCAUGGCCCUGGGUCUGUCCCAUUCCCUCGCUAGACAUAAGCUCAAGUUUUCUCCCGAUAAGAUUGACACCAUGAUCGUGCAGGCCAUCGGUCUGUUGGAUGAUUUGGACAAGGAACUCAACAACUAUGCUAUGCGUGUGAAGGAAUGGUAUGGCUGGCAUUUCCCUGAGCUGGCGAAGAUCCUCAACGAUAACCUUGCCUACGCCAAGCUCGUUCUGAAGAUGGGCAUGAGGACCAAUUGGGAGGCCUCCGAUCUGGCCGAGAUCCUACCCGAGGAGCUCGAGGGUUCCGUCAAGGCCGCAGCCGAUCGCUCCAUGGGUACUGAGAUCAGCCAGGACGAUUUAGAAAACAUCCAGGCGCUAGCUGAGCAGGUGGUUGGAUUUUCUGAAUACCGCCAGCAGUUGGCCAGCUACCUAUCCGCUCGUAUGAACGCGAUUGCUCCGAACCUGACGGCCCUCGUCGGCGACCUUGUCGGUGCCCGUCUCAUUGCCCACGCCGGCAGCUUGACCAAUCUCUCCAAGAGCCCUGCCAGUACUAUUCAGAUUCUGGGAGCCGAGAAGGCGCUGUUCCGUGCCCUGAAGACGAAGCACGACACCCCGAAAUACGGUCUCAUCUACCAUGCUUCCCUCAUCGGCCAAGCCACUGGCAAGAACAAGGGCAAGAUGGCGCGUGUCCUGGCGGCCAAGGCCUCUCUGGGUAUCCGUGUGGACGCUCUAGCCGAGUGGGAUGAUGACGCUACGGAGGAGGACAAGUCCGCUCUGGGAACGGAAGCGCGGUACAACCUCGAGCGGAAACUAGCAGCCAUGGAGGGCAAACCCCUCAAGCCCCGCGGUGUUGCCAUUGCACCCAACGGUGCCGCUGUGCAACCUUCGAAAUUCGAAAUCAACGAAGCCCGGACAUACAAUGCCGACGCCGACGCCACUACUGGUGACGAGCCCUCUGCUAAGAAGCGCAAGAAGCUGGUGGAGGAAGUCGAGGACCAGGAUAUGGCUGAUGUGGACUCCUCUGGCGAAGAGCCCCAGGUCAAUGGCACCAAGGACAACGAUUCGUCGGACGAAUCGGAAGAGGAAAGUGGAAAGAAGCACAAAUCCAAGAAGGGCAAAGAUGUGGAACUCGAGAAGAUGGCCGAAAAGGCCGGUCUGAGCGUGAAGCGGUACAAGCGGAAGCUCGAGCGCGGCGAGAUCGAGUUCGAUGCUGCCGGCAACCCCAGCUCGAUCAGCAAGAAGGAUCUGAAGAAGGCCAAGAAGGAAGCCAAGAAGGCUUCCAAGGGUGACGAGAAGAAGCGCAAGCGGACAGACGACGGCGAGGAGGUGGAUAGCGCCGAGAAAAAGAAGAAGAAGAAGAAGAGCAAGGAGUAG